AUGGCGCUCCGAGCUCUCCUGUUGACCCCGGCCCUGGCAGCCGGCAGCUGCUUGGAGAUGGGCACCAUCUCCAAGGAUCCUUUGGUGCCGUUGCCGUCCGCGUACUUUAAGACGUGGAGCGAAUGCCAGAGGGCCUGCGAGACCAACCCCACCUGCCAGUGGUUCUCCUUCAAAGAGGACAGCGCCCCGACGCCGGGCGCCUGCUAUUACUUCACCAAGACGGACGUGGCCACGGAGCCGGACGCCAAGGCCUUCUCCGGUCCCAAGGGCUGCCAGGACACCACCGUGCUGACCGAUGCCGCGACCGCUGCGGCUGGCAUGGCCUCCAACCUGCAGGAGGGCGCCGCCGGCACUGCGGCCGACAUGCAGAACACCGUGAAUGGCCAGUUGAACAGCAUCCAGGAGGGUGCCAACGGCGCUGCGGCUACCGUGGCGGAUGGCUUGAACGGGCUCCAGGAGGGGGCCAGUGGCACUGCGGCCAGCAUGGCGGAUACCGUGAACGGCCACUUGAACAGCCUCCAGGAGGGUGCGAGCGGUGCUGCGUCCAGCAUGGCAGAUACCGUGAAUGGCCACGUGAACAGCCUCAAGGACGGCGUGGCUGGGGCGGCUGCCAGUUUCAAGGAAGGCGCCGCCCACGCCUUCGACGUCACAGGCACCAACCAGGACCACCCGGUAGCGGAGCACAUGGGCAUGGCAGCGAAUGGGCUGAUCCCUGCUGGCGUUUUCACGUCUGAGGACGGCGGCAAGGGCAAGGCAUUGGCUGCCGGCAGCAGUGCCGAUGAUCACACGGCGCUCUAUGCCAUUUUGGGCGGCGGCGUGGGCGCAGCGCUCAUCGGCGCGGGUGCCUUUGCUAUGACCGGUGGCAAGGGGACCAGCCCGGAGAAGCGCAAGGUGAAGCGUGGCUUGUCCAACGCCGCGGCAGGCUCGAGCCAGGCGAGGCAGGUCGACGUUGAGGCGGCAGCUGCCAGCUUGCAGCGCGCCGCCCCAGCGAUGGCUCCCAUGGCUCCUCAGGUGGCGGCCCCGGCCAUGGCUGCGCCGUGCCAGUACCCCACGGAGCCCACGGCCUACGCGCCCAUGGCCUACCAGGCUGAAGGCUAUCAGAUGUACCAGCCGCAGGCCUACCAGGCCUACCAGCCACAAGGCUAUCAGAUGGCCUACCAGCCGGCAGCGUAUCAGCAGCCCAUGACCUACCAGGCUGCGCCUGCUUAUCAGCCCGUGACCUACCAGCAGAAGAAAGCCGAGGGCGCGAAGCGAAGCCUCUUGAGUGUAGUCAAGGAAGCCUCUGCGCCGCAGAUCAGAUCUCAGAUCGAAGUGACGCCUUCAAGCCUUUCGAAAGCCAUGGCGCUGCGAGUGCUUCUGUUGACCCCGGCCCUGGCUGCAAGCAGCUGCUUGGAGGUGGGCAUGCUCUCCAAGGACCCUUCAGCGCCACUGCCUGCGCUGUACUUCAAGACCGUGAACGAGUGCGCGAAGAGCUGCGAGAGCAACCUCCUUUGCCAGUGGUAUUCCUUCAAGGCAGACAGCUACCCCACGAAUGGCGCCUGCUACAUCUUCAACAAGCCAGAUGUGGCCAAAGAGGCCGACCCCAAAGCCAUCUCUGGGGCCAAGGGAUGCAAGCUCGACACCGUCCUCACCGAUGCGGCCACUGCUGCUGCAGGCGUCGCUUCCAACUUGCAGGAGGGUGCCAACGGUGCUGCGGCCGACGUGGCGAAUGCCGUGAACGGCCAGUUGAAUGGCAUCCAGGAGGGCGCCAAUGGUGCUGCGGCCACCGUGGCGGAUGGCUUGAACGGCAUCCAGGAGGGCGCCAGCGGCGCUGCGGCCGACAUGCAGAACGCCGUGACUGGCCAAGUGAAUUCCGUGACUGGCGCCGCGGCCGACGCGCAGAACGCCAUGACUGGCGCUGCGACUGACGCGCAGAACGCCGUGACUGGCCAGAUGAACGCCGUGAGUGGCGCUGCGGCCGACGCGCAGAACGCCAUGACUGGCGCUGCGACUGACGCGCAGAACGCCCUGACUGGCCACUUGAAUGGCCUCCAGGAGGGCGCCAGCAGCGCUGCGGCCGACAUGCAGAACGCCGUGACUGGCCACUUGAAUGGCCUCCAGGAUGGCGCCAACGGCGCUAUGAACUCCAUCUCCAACGCGUUUUCGUCCGCAGGCGCUCACCUCACGGGCACGGCCAACAAGGCGGCCGACCAGGUCGGCGCCACUUUCAAGGGCGAAGGGGCGGACGGCAAGGCCAUGGCCGCCGGCAGCCAGAGCCAGCCCCUCGCUUUCCAGACGGGGGACAACACGGCGCUGUAUGCCAUCGUGGGCGGCGGCGUGGGGGCAGCGCUCAUUGCCGCGGGAGCCUUCGCCAUGAUGGGCGACGGCUCGGAGAAGAAGCCCAAGAAGAAGCGCAGCGUGCCCAAAGGCGAGGCCCGAGAGGUCAACGUUGACGCUGAGGCGCGCUAUCGACGGGCGACAUGGGACGUUGUGAUUGGUCCCUCCAUCCCCAUGAUGCCAGGGCCCCCUCAAAACGAGGCGGCCCUUUCUGCGGCCAGCUCCGGCCUGCAGAUGGCGGCACCGACCUACUCUGUGCCGGCGCCGCAGCCCACGACCUACCAGCAGCCGGCCUACCAGCCAAUGACCUACCAGCCGGGCAGCUACCAGCAGAUGGCCAUGCCCGCGGCGCAGCCCAUGACGACCUACCAGGCUGCGCCCUCUUACCAGGCUGCGCCCGCCUACCAGGCUGCUCCCGCCUACCAGCCAGCCUCCAUGGCUGCCUCUGCCUAUCAGGCCGUGCCGACCUACCAGGACCCUUCAGCGCCACUGCCCGCGCUGUACUUCAAGACCCUGAAAGAGUGCGCGAAGAACUGCGCGCUCAGCCCCACCUGCCAGUGGUUUUCCUACAAGGAGGACAGCUACCCCACGAGCGGCGCCUGCUACAUCUUCACCAAGGGGGAUGUGGCCAAAGAGGCCGACCCCAAAGCCUACUCCGGCGGUAAGGCAUGCGAGGACGGCACCACCAUCCUCACCGAUGCCACCGAUGCUGCUGCAGGCGUCGCUUCCAACUUGCAGGAGGGCGCCAAUGGUGCUGCGGCCGACGUGGCGAAUGCUGUGAACGGCCAGUUGAAUGGCAUCCAGGAGGGCGCCAACGGAGCUGCGGCCACCGUGGCGGAUGGCUUGAACGGCAUUCAGGACGGCGCCAGCGGCGCUGCGGCCGACGCGCAGAACGCCGUGACUGGCGCUGCGACUGAUGCGCAGAACGCCCUGACUGGCCACUUGAAUGGCCUCCAGGACGGCGCCAACGGUGCUGUGAACUCCAUCUCCAACGCAUUUUCGUCAGCAGGUGAUCACCUCACGGAGUCGGCCAACCAAGCGGCAGACCACAUCGGUGCCACUUUCAAGGGCGAAGGGGCCAGUGGCAAGGCCAUGGCUGCCGGCAGCCAGGGUGGGGACAACACGGCGCUGUAUGCCAUCGUGGGCGGCGGCGUGGGGGCAGCGCUCAUUGCCGCGGGAGCCUUCGCCAUGAUGGGCGACGGCUCGGAGAAGAAGCCGAAGAAGAAGCGCAGCGUGCCCAAAGGCGAGGCCCGCGAAGUCAACAUUGACGCUGAGGCCGCCCUUUCUGCAGCCAGCUCCGGCCUGCAGAUGGCGGCACCGAGCUACUCCGUGCCGGCACCGCAGCCCAUGACCUACCAGCAGCCGGCCUACCAGCCGAUGACCUACCAGCCGGCCAGCUACCAGCCGGCCAGCUACCAGCAGACGGCCAUGCCCGCGGCGCAGCCCAUGACGACCUACCAGGCUGCUCCCGCCUACCAGCCAGCCUCCAUGGCGGCCUCUGCCUACCAGGCGGUGCCGACCUACCAGGUCCAGUGA
This is a messenger RNA of Effrenium voratum, 3852 nucleotides long. Lineage: Eukaryota; Dinophyceae; Suessiales; Symbiodiniaceae. The record is from the annotation of a GenBank genome assembly.